Molecule: messenger RNA, 1116 nt
Organism: Maudiozyma saulgeensis
Lineage: Eukaryota; Fungi; Ascomycota; Saccharomycetes; Saccharomycetales; Saccharomycetaceae
Source: the annotation of a GenBank genome assembly
AUGGCAAUCACUUCAAACCUGUUUAUAAACCAGAAGGGUUCCACUACAGCAUUAAAGCAACCUAGAGAAAUCGGCUAUUACUCUAGAAAUCAAAAUGAAGAAUAUUUAAUUCAACAACAAACCCAGUUAAAAUAUUAUUAUCUACCCAAUUCAGACCUUGAAAGAAACUUGGAUCUUUCUAGUGGUUUAAAGAAAUUUAAGAAUUGUGAGAGCACAUUUCAGGAUCCUAAUACAAUUCAUGGAUUGUUGAAGUCUAUCCAACAUACGGAACAGCAUAAGGGGAAAAAAGUUAAAGGUGAUAUCAUCGCUAACACGACAACAAUUACGAAAUUGAUUCUUAGUGCAUUUGAUAAUACAAAUAUUAAUCCCAUUGAUAUGAUAGUGGUGUCAUUCGAUGGACAAUUAUUUAUUAAAGAACGUCAACAGACAGUAUCUUCGACUGUUGACGCGAAUAAGUACACAAAUUAUAAAUUUAAAGCACUUUCGACCAUUUCCCAACCGUUACCGUUGGAAUCUAGAGAAGUCUUAGAAAAAAGACAUAGAAAAUUAUGUAAUAAUGGUGACAAAUAUGUUAGUGUUACAAAGACGGGUGUUGGUAAAGUAAAAUUGAUUCUUUCGACAGAUAUUGACUGUAUUUUUGAUUUCAAAGAAGAAAGCAAAGAUAACUUAAAACAUUAUACUCAACUGGUUUGCAAUCCUACUGUUAAUACCAUUUCCGAAUCUCAUAAAUUUGAAAAUGGUAUGUUCCGGAUUUGGUUAAAAUGUUUCCUUGCCGGUAUUCCAAGAAUAAUAUGUGGGUUUAAAGAUGAUAGUUAUGUAUUGAAAACUGUUGAAGAGUUUGCAACAAAUGAGAUCCCAGUUUUAUUGAAAGAAAAUAAUCCCGAAGUCGGUUCUAAAUGUUUAGAUGCUAUUAAAUGGUAUGGUCUGUUUACUGAAUGGUUACUUAAAAUAAUACCCCACAGCGAUACCAAGGAAAUCAAACCAUUCAAGUUAAUUUUGGCAGAUAAUCAUUUAAAACUACAUGAAAUUGAAACUAAUGAUUCAGAAUUCGAAAACUAUGUUCAAGGAGAAGGUAUUUUAUCAUCCGAAUUUAAAGAAUGGAGAAAUUCAUUAUAG